AUGCAGCACAACAGCUUUUUCCUGGGGUGCAAUUACUCAAACAGUCACAUUACAGAUGCUACAACUGGCUGGAGUUUGUGUCCUGUUCAGGACAUUGAUACGGUCUUGACCAAUAGAUACGGCGUGAAUGUGAAUGUGAAUGUUGAUGAUACAUUCUCUUUAUUGUAUCGUGAUCUUUAUGUUAGACAGUUGAAGGAAGAAUUGAAGCACACCAUGCUUGUACAUGAAUCUGUCUUUGAAAGUCAGAUUCAUGAGCUUCAUCGACUGUAUCAGAGGCAGAAGGAACUGAUGAUGGAAAUGGAGGUAACUCGACAUAACGAAGCCUUGUACCUAAAUUCUGGAUUCCCUGGUCCUAGAACACACUGGAUGAGUUCGAGCGUCUCUGCAUAUCAUACUGGGAGUUUUCCUUAUGAAGAAGACAUUCCUAAUCAAAUUGAAGCUGUAGCUAAUGUUGCCAAGUCUGAAAAGGUCUUGGAUUUGGAAUUACCGGUUUUUGAGUAUAAUGGGGAAGAGAGAGGUUUUAUGAAUGGCGAGGUCGAUGGAGUUCCAAACUUUCUGAAAGAGCAAUCUCUGAGAAGGAUGUCUCUGGAAUGUGGUAGGCAGUCAAAUAAACCGCAACUUGAUUUGAAUGAACCGGCCAAGAUCGAGGAACAUUCAGAUUAUGGGUUCAACCAGUUCCUUAGUUCAGUUACAUCAAAUGAAAUUGGAGAAGAGUCUGAUACAAAGAAUGAGGGAGAGGAUUCAGUAAAGGAUUCCUAUGGGAUGGAUGAAGCGGAAGGCCAACCGUUAUCUGCAAAAUGUCAAGGAGAGUAUGGAAUUGACUUGAAUGUGUCUCUCCUUUCAACCGAAGGAGUGACUAUUGUUAAGAAGUUUGUGACUGAGAAACCUCAAGAGUCUUUAUCGGUUUCUUUGCAUGAAAAACAUGGAUCAAAGCAGUCGCGAAUGAUAGUUCAAGCGCUACCAUGUUCAAAUAGUAUUUUACUUUUGGCCAAGCAGUAUAAGCCAUUAAUGAGAGGCUCAAUGCCAGGGAAGAAGGUUAAACUUGGUCCAAGCAACAAAACUUUGAAAGGCUCAGAUCGUGACCCGCACUCGAGUGCUCAAGCCACCUCAGAAUCUCAAAGCAAUCAAAUGAGUAUGGAGAAAGGGAGUUCAAGUUCUUUGUCUAAGGUGAUUUCUACAAGAAACCGGACCAAUCUAGAAAAGAAAAGGACUUGUGAACAACAAAUGAAUUUCAGUAAUUGUCAGAACGUAGUAACGAAAAAGAGGGCAAGAACCAAACGGAAGAAAAGCAGAAGGAUUUAUCUUGUUACAGAGGGAAAUUAUCAAGAAAUAUCUGCUGCUAAGGCUAUAGUUGAUAUGUCUAGAGAGCCAGGUCGAGAAACGUCUGAUUUUAUCACUUCGUUAUCCAAAAAUCUACUUUGGUUGGCCGAGAUCUCUUCUUCGGUUGUUGAGGACUACGAAAUAGAGGAUUUUGAUGCCAUGACAUUGCAUCUGCCGCUAGAGGAGCACAAGAAAAGUUUUAGAUUGAACUCUGCAGACAACAAAACAGCAGCCUCCAGUAUCGUCCAUGUAAGGCAGAGGAGAAGCCGGGCCAGGCAGGGGAAGCGGAAAUGUAAAGAUGACCAGCACGUUGAUAACUCAAGCUUUGGCACGUUUCCAGAAUGUGAAGCCAAUGAGGACCUGCAGGUACUAGAGAAGGUAACUGAGGCUUCUGAAUCAAAAUGGGCUUGCAUGUUCCCCGAGAACACUCCUCCUAAACCAAGAGACGCUUUCAUUUCCUCGGUGGAAGAAAAAACGGGUGUCGAUUGGGGAGUAAUCAAAAAGCAAAGACGGAGCUCUAGAAUUCCUGCUUCCGAUUUUCAGCAAAUGAUCAUCAACUAA
Messenger RNA from Arabis nemorensis, 1881 nucleotides. NCBI's taxonomy places the organism in Eukaryota, Viridiplantae, Streptophyta, Magnoliopsida, Brassicales, Brassicaceae. The record is from the annotation of a GenBank genome assembly.